This is a messenger RNA of Vitrella brassicaformis, 802 nucleotides long. The record is from the annotation of a GenBank genome assembly. NCBI's taxonomy places the organism in Eukaryota, Vitrellaceae.
CGGUGCUUCGAGCGAUGGAGGGAGAGGUCUGCCCCGACAGCAAUGCACAAACAGCCAACAUAAUGAUUGUGUGAUGGCUGUGUCCGCAGGACGACAUCUUCGAGGCCGUCGGGGCGGGCGAGUUGCUUGCUGUUACUAAGCUCAUCGACAAGCACGGUGCGGGCCGAUGAGCUGUAUACGGAUGGACUGAGCACGUAUACGGAUGGACGUACUCUGUGCGGGCCUGUACGUGUAGGUGUGGAGAUACUGGACAGACGAGACGAAGAUUCAUCUAGCAAGGUACGCAACCGAGAAGACGACGGAAAUGCGCUCCCCUUUGUCUUCCAUGCGCGCAGCCCACGCCCUUCAUUGCAGCUGCGACGAAAGGGCACGUUGCCAUCAUGAAGGUCAUGUACGAUCGUUACGGCCCGUCGAUAUUGCAGCAACGAGACAUCGUACCGACACAGCCAAAUACCCAUUCAUGCCGCUGGUGAUGAUGAGAUGUCCUGUGCUGUCAUGGACUGCAGGGUGAUCAGACUGCGCUGCACUGGGCUGCAUGGGGAACGAAGCUUGCAGCUGUCAAUCAGCUGCUGGCGUGGGAUCCCAAGCUGAUCGACGCUGUCAGAAGUGCAAGUCGGUCCAGGGUUUAGGGUCUAGGGUUCAUAGACCGACGGUCCACUGAUCUGUGAGACAGGACGGCUGUUGAGUCUUUGUCCGUUCCAUGAGACAGGCCAUGGCGGACAGGACGUCAGACAGGAUGGACUGACGCAUACUACAUGUCCUACGUGGACUCUCCACAAAAUCCACAGACCUUACGUUGCAU